AUACCUGGCCGGGAAGAUAACUUUUUUUUUUUUUGCUUAUAUAUUGAUUUUAUUUGGUUCCGACUCAGAUAACAUACUGGAAAGCGAUAUUACUUCAAUAUUUAUGGAGUAGCCACAGGUGCCUCAUCUUUAAGUGGAAGUUAAUUAUAUAUUUGUUGGCCCAAACCUUUGUCUUUUAGUCACUCCAUGGAUUCCUUUGGGCCACCCAGACCCGAAGAUCAUCAGUCGGUGGUCAGCAGAAUGCAAAAGAAAUACUGGAAAACUAAACAGGUCUUUAUCAAAGCAACAGGCAAGAAAGAAGACGAGCAUUUGGUGGCAUCUGAUGCUGACUUGGAUGCUAAACUGGAGGUUUUUCACUCCAUUCAAGAGACAUGCACUGAACUUCUGAAGAUAGUCGAGAAAUAUCAGCUAAGACUCAAUGUUAUAUCAGAAGAAGAAAAUGAGCUAGGUGUCUUUCUAAAGUUUCAAGCAGAACGGGAUGCGACUCAAGCUGGCAAAAUGAUGGACGCCACUGGCCAAGCACUGUGCUCCUCAGCCAAGCAGAGAUUGGCGCUGUGUACUCCCCUGUCACGUCUGAAGCAAGAAGUAGCCACGUUCAGUCAAAGAGCAGUGUCUGACACCCUGCUGACGAUUAACCGAAUGGAGCAGGCACGCACUGAGUACAGGGGCGCCCUCCUGUGGAUGAAAGAUGUGUCGCAAGAGCUGGACCCGGACACCUCAAAGCAAAUGGAAAAGUUCCGGAAAGUCCAGAUCCAAGUGAGAAAUAGCAAAGCUUCUUUUGAUAAGUUAAAGAUGGAUGUUUGUCAGAAGGUGGACUUACUUGGAGCUAGUCGCUGCAACAUGUUAUCUCACUCGCUCACUACCUACCAGAGGAUGCUGCUGGGGUUCUGGGAGAAAACUGCUGGAGUCAUGGCCCAGAUCCACGGGACGUGCGCUGUGCUCCACCCAUAUGAGUUGGUGGCGCUCCAGCAACAAGACAUUCCAAGAAAGCUUAUGGAAGACCACAAAGAACAGACGGGAGGCAGCUUUCUUACCGAAAACCUCCACGAGUUAGCAUUGUCAGAUGAGGAUGUGAGCUUAGGGAAUGAACCAGCUGCAAAAGAUUUACCCACGGAUUCCAUGGAAGGAGAAGAUUUUGAGAAGGAAUUCUCCUUUCUGAACAGCCUCCCGAGUCCUGGUUCUCUGAGCCUGGGGGAACUCGGCCCGGAGUGCCAGGCUGCCUCUCUUGCCGCCCCGGAGUCCUCUGUGGGGUCUGAGCCGCUUGCCCGCUCAGCGCAGUUCCUUCCCUCACAGCUCUUCGACCUGGGCCUUCAUGCUGCUGGGGCGUUGAGCAGCUGGCUCUCCCAAGGGGAAUCAGAACUUCCUCCUCUGCACAUGGAUAACCAGCCCGUGCCUUCACAGAGUCCAAAGAAAUCAACAAAGUCUUCAAACAACGGGAACCAAGACAUGUCAGCCUGGUUCAGUCUGUUUGCCGACUUGGAUCCACUUUCAAACCCAGAUGCUAUUGGACACUCAGAUGACGAACUCCUUAAUGCUUGACUGAAAUUAUGCCAUUUCCAUGGCUGGAGAAUUCAAUUUUGCAACAUUACUGCCUUUGUGGAAAGGAAUUUCUAUUGUUACUUCCCUCACACACAGUGUGUUUGUAAAUGUGACACCUUCCAGCUAACUUUAGACAGAUGGUAUGGACCACGUUGAAUAGUUUAAGUGCUUCUCUAAUAGCCUAAAUUUGAGGUGUU
Molecule: messenger RNA, 1736 nt
Organism: Ochotona princeps (American pika)
Lineage: Eukaryota; Metazoa; Chordata; Mammalia; Lagomorpha; Ochotonidae
Gene: ICA1L
Product: islet cell autoantigen 1 like
Exons: 12
Coding region: 187-1539 (450 amino acids)
Biological process (GO): regulation of transport
Cellular component (GO): Golgi apparatus
Molecular function (GO): protein domain specific binding
Source: RefSeq, a predicted model, not a curated record